Messenger RNA from Cinclus cinclus, 1714 nucleotides. It is a transcript of the gene FANCF, whose product is annotated as FA complementation group F. The record is from RefSeq and is a predicted model, not a curated record. The transcript has a single exon. Gene Ontology annotation, cellular component: Fanconi anaemia nuclear complex. Gene Ontology annotation, biological process: interstrand cross-link repair. The coding region runs from base 557 to 1714 and encodes 385 amino acids. NCBI's taxonomy places the organism in Eukaryota, Metazoa, Chordata, Aves, Passeriformes, Cinclidae.
ACAAUAUUAAUAACAGGGAUUUAAACAAAAUGGUUUUAAUCAUAUAUUUCCCUUUAUGUAGUUCCAUGUCUUAUCUAAGUAUUCUAGUUUAUACAAACUCCAAAACUUCUACGAUUAACACAAAUCUUUUAUCAAUUAUCACACUCCUGAAGGGGUUUAUUUCUUAGGGGGUGGUUAGGAAUACUAUGCUACAUAUUCUUUUAUGCCUCUUAGCGUAGAAGGUCACGGGAGGUGAUUGUCCUGUUGUACUCUGGUGCGGCCUCACCUCGCCUCCUGCGUGUGGUUUUGCUCGGCACGAUAUAAUAAAUAAAUAAAUACAUAAAGCUACUGUAAUGCGUCCAAGGGAGGGCACUAAAGAUGGCGAAAGGCCUAGAGGAGAGUGAUUUACUUAAAAAAAAAAAAAAAGAAAAGAAAAAGAAAAAUCAUCCGUACUCAUCAGUUUUUACAAUUUUAAUUCGCCUCCAUUUGCAGCUCCUCACUGGGGGUCGGCCGGAAGGUGAGUGCCGACCGCUUUAACAAAAGCCCGGCCGCACAGGAUUGACGUGCCGCUCAGCCAAUGGAGCUACAAACGCCAUCCCUCCGCGGCCCGGCUCGGCCCGGCACGGCCCCGGCAGGACACCGCCCGAAGCCCGAGGCCAUGGAGGUAGUGCUGGGGCAGGUGGAGCAGUUGCCGGCGCUCCUGGCUGUGUCCCGUUCCGCGUUGGUGCGGGACUGGGACUCCCUCACCCUGGACAGGGCUCUGGAGUGGGCCCGGUAUUUCCAGCACCUCCAUGACCGGUUCCGUGCCCGGCCCCUGCUCCGGGAGGCCCUCGGGCGGCGGCUGCGCCGGUCUCAGCCGUUCCCUCUGCUCGGCUUCCCCACGCUGGGCCGCUGCCCACAGCUGGUGGGGCUGGCGCUUCUGGAGAACCGCGCUUUACCGCCCGCCGCCUUCCGCCGCCUGCUCCGCAGCCUUCUGCAGUCUCCCGGCGCGGGGGCUGGCCCCGAGCCCCGCGGCCCGGAGCCGCUCGCCCGCCGCAAGGCCGCGGCCCGCCUGCUGGCGCUGCCCCGCCGCCCGCCGCCGCGUCUCCCCGGGCCCGAGGCGCGGCUGCGGGCGGAGGCGCAGCUGCUGCUGAGCCGGCUGCGGGAGGAGGAGCAGGAGAUGCGGGAGGCAGCGGGGCAGCUCCGCUGGCUGUGCGGUGUUCUGGAGCGGCUACCCCAGCCCCGCGCCUUCCAGGUGGUGGCGGCGGCGCUGGCCGUGCUCGAGCAGGAGCGAGGCGCUGGGCAGGCCGGAGGCGGGAGUCGGGAUGGGAGCGGCCCGGGCGGGCGUCGGGCAAGUGCGGCAGGAGAUGGAUGCACCGCCGGGCUCCUGCUCUCCUGGCUGCUGGGCAGCCAGGCGCGGUUUUCUGCAUUCUGCCUUUGCCUCCCGUGUUCCCAUCUUGCCUUCCUAGCUGAUCGCUAUUCCCAGUUAAGCAGAUCUUAUUUGGACCUCUUAACCGACUGGGGAAGCCACUUGCUCUAUGACCCCUUGCAAGGACAGUGGGUUAAAAGUUGCCUUGACAAAGCUGGAUUGUCUUGGGAAGAAUUAAGGCAGCGUUUCAGCAGCCUCUGUCAGGGAUCCACGCUGCUUAAAGAACAGACCCAAACUGCUCUGAAACUCCUGAGGACACAAGAUGGGGACUUUAAAGUCCGUGGCGUAAGUGUGUGGACUGACUUACUGAUGGAAGUAGGCUGCUGA